CGUUGGACUAAAAUGCGAACUACACUUGAAAACUUAUUGAAUGACACUGCGAUUACAAAAGUUCUAGUACUAUGUCACAAUACUCUUGAGGUAUGGAUGACGUUACAAUACUCUUUUUUCUACAUUUAUCCUAGCAACCUGACCUAUGCAACAGUCAGAAAGGAAAAACGACCAAGGAAAAACAUAUCUUUGGGAAGCUUCCGAAAUAUAUGUUACGAUAGUUAUUAGAAUAUGUCAACACAGCACAAUGGACCUCCCUUUUCCUAUAACUAUGGGCCACCAUCAGGCCAACCUUUCACACAAGGAAUUACUCGGACGUCAGAUGAACUACAUGACCAUACAUCCAGUGUAGUAAAUGGUCCAAAUGCCGAUCCGCCUCCAGUACAAGGAUAUUAUCAGCACCCCGGGCUACUUCCGACGCGAGAAAACGAUCCACGAGCAAGUUCGCCAUUACAAAGACCCAAUGGUCCAUUUUCCGGUCCACCUCCUAUACAAGAAAGUGCUCCACGCGCUGAUCCGGCAUUACAUAAACCACAUGGUCCACCGUCCGGUCCGCCUCCCAUGCAAGCAAAUGGUCCACACGCAAGUCUGCCAUUACAUAAACCACAAGCUCCACCUUCCGGUACGCCUCCUAUGCAAGAAAGUGCUUCAUACGCAAGUCCGGAAUUACAAAAACAACAUGGUCCACCCUCCGGUCUACCUCCUAUGCAAGGAAAUGGUCCACACGCAAGUCCGCCUUUACAGAAACAACAUGGUCCACUUUCUGGUCCGCCUCUUAUGCAAGAAAAUGGUCCACAAGCAGGUUUACCGUUACAAGAACCAUAUAAACCAUCUCAUGCACAAUAUGUUGGUCCAAUACAAUAUCAACCAGGUCAACUACCCAAUGGAAUAGGUUUUUCGGGACAGCAAGGUAUGCCAAUUGCACCAAGGGCACCACCUCAAAUUAUAUGGAUGACACGACCAGAGAGUGUUCCAGGAUGCCCACCGGGCCUUGAAUACCUUACACAAUUAAAGCAGAUUGUCAUGAAGCAAGAUAUGAUUCAAGAUCCUAAAAUAACAUAUAAUAAUUACGACGAAGAUAGAUCAGCUCCAUAUCAUAUCAGAAAUACAGCCGGUCAAGAGUUAUACUUAGCAAAACAAAACCCUCGUCAUGAUGUCAGAUAUUCUGAAAGACGUUUAGAUAUUCAUAUUACAGACAAUAUGGGCGUAGAUGUGAUAAAUGUCAAGAGUACCUUGAGAGAUUGCGGUGGGUGGUAUUUUUACCAAUGUUGCUGCUGUCCAGGUACUCCUCUCGAGAUAACAGUAGAAUCGCCACCGGGACAACUUAUUGGUUCAAUCGUUCAACACAAGAGCUGGAACAAUUACAUGUUCAACAUCAAAGAUAACAACCACCAAAUAAUAUUUGAUAUCAAUGGGCCGCCAAAGUGUUCGUCCGCCGCUUGUUGUCAAGUGUGGAAUUACGAAACGAAAAUUACAACCCCGAAUGGACUUCAUCAAAUAGGUACGAUCUUCAGAGAAAUUUGGGAUACUCCAAAAGAAUACAUCAUGGGUGUAAAUACAUUUAGGGUUUCAUUCCCAGUGGACCUUGAUGUUAAAAUGAAAGCUAUAAUGAUAAGCUUUGUCUUCCUUCUUCAGUUCAUUGAUUCUACCACCAGGCCUACUGCAGAACAACGAUUAGAACAACGAUCAGCAUUUGGAUCUUAUUAGGAGCUUAUGAUUAGAGAAAUAUAUUCUGAAGUCUCAAAAGGAAUACCAUUAAUUUAAGUGCAAAUAAAAAAGUAUACACCUGCGUAGCAGUUCGUUCGAUGCGUUCCUGUGCCCUUAUUAAUUGUGCAAUGCGCCAUUAUGUUAAGAAUUAUUCUAACCAGUUUACGUAUUCAGCAUUGUCGUCAGUGCGUCAAGGUAGUCCAUCGUGUUGUUGUUUUUCAUUGCGAAAACUAUAAUGAUUAGGAGCGCUAGCGUAAUAAGAAAUUGUACAAUGUACAUUAUAUGAGGGAUGGAUCUAUAGAUUUUUAAACUCGGGGGUGGGCGGCAAUCUCUUUCUUCAUCAAUACUGUAGGAACAAUGAUUUGCUUGAUGUUAGCUCUCUUUGCCGCACUGAAAAUAAUCCAACAAUAAAAGAUCUACUCUACCAAGCUCUAUGUAACGAUUAUAUAUCUCGAUCAGUAAUAAUUGUAUAUUAUUUAUCGGCAAAUAUGCUUUUGAGACCAUUCGUUUAAUUAUAAACCUGUUGCAACCAGGAAAUUAAAUGCAUUGAUCAUAA
Messenger RNA from Owenia fusiformis, 2263 nucleotides. NCBI's taxonomy places the organism in Eukaryota, Metazoa, Annelida, Polychaeta, Sabellida, Oweniidae. The record is from the annotation of a GenBank genome assembly.